Molecule: messenger RNA, 1161 nt
Organism: Blepharisma stoltei
Lineage: Eukaryota; Ciliophora; Heterotrichea; Heterotrichida; Blepharismidae
Source: the annotation of a GenBank genome assembly
AUGGGAAACUCGUGUAGAAAGAAACUAAAGCCCAAGCCUACUGGUAUUGAAGAAAUGAAAAGCAAAGAAAACUCAGAAAAAGACGUAAAUUUUAAAUAGAACUUGCAGAUUAUUCUUUUCAAUUUGAAUCAAAAUUCUUAUCAGUCAUUUUCUUUAUCAGAAGCAUUAAGCUUGAACUAUUUAAAAGAAAGCGAAGAUGAAUCAUGAAUUAUGCUCUUAAAAAACACAAAUGAUGAUGAUUUAUUGAAAAUUAUCAAAUCCUUUGAGCUGCAUCCCAUAAUUAAUUACGAGUUAGGAUCAACAUCGGUGAACCAAAAUCAGUUUAUAUCAUUUGAUGACUAUUUUCUAUUAAGCAUCAAUGAUUUUAGCACACAAUUGUCGUCUCCUUCAACUGUUAAACUUUUGAUUUGAAAAAAGUUCAUGAUGAUUUUUUGUACUGAAUUCGUAUAUGCUUUACAGGAAAUUUUAAAAAAUUAUUUAAAUUACACCCCGAUUCAGCAAGCUGAAAGUGACAGUAGCUCAGCUAAUGAAAGGCCAACUCUAGAGCUAGAAGAAGAAUAUCACUGCAGUGUAAUCGAAGCAAUUUAUUAUAAAAUUUUUGAAUUGACAUUAAGACAUCAUGAAUUUUUGGCACAGAUGGUAGAAGAGGAAGCCAAAAUGUGCUUGCAGUCUUCUAAUGAAAGCAAUUUAAGGAGGCGACUUGACUAUGUCCCCAAGCUUUCAGUGGUAGAAAAGCAGUUGAUUUUUAUGAAAGAUUUAAUUAAGCCGAAAACUCCAGUAUUAUUGGAUCUUUUGCAUUCCAAAAAGCUUUCUCAAAGCAUGUCAUAUUAUUUCUGGAGCUUAAAAUCUAGAAUAAAAGACGUAAAAAGAAAAGCAAAAUCUUGUGCUGAGUUACUAAAAAACGCUGAACACAUUUAUAAUUCAAUGGUCGAAUUCGAUAUUUCCAAAAACAAUAACAGCAUCAGUGAGUCUAUGAAAUAUUUUUCAGCUAUAUCAACGAUGUUUUUACUGAUUGCUUUUGUGGAUGGGGCGUUCGGAAUGAAUAUCAGUCUCCCUGGAGGAGAUGAAGACAACUACUGGCCUCUAGCUACAAUUUUCUUAUUCUGUAUAGCAGAUGUAGUCAUAUUAUUUGCAUGGUUUAAGUUGAAAAAAUGGAUUUAA